GAAAAGAAAAUAAGUUCAUGUUUUUUCAAAAAUUAUCUCCUAAUUCAUUUUAAUCACGAUGACAUAAGUAUAUAAUUUGUAUUUUGUGAGCCAACCUAAGAAAGAGACAACAUAAAAUAAGUCGGCUAACAAUGACACCACUAAAAAAAAAACCUCCCAAAUCCAAUAAAGCAAAGACCAGACCAAACAACAAAAUAAAAGUCGGUCAAACCUGCAACAAUCUAAUCUUCUCUUCUGCUGUGAUCACCCGCCACUUUCCGUUUCAACUCCGACAACCUUCGAACCCAAUUCCUCUUCCCCAAAUUCAAAACUUGGACAGUUUCAAUCUUUUCUACGUAGAAGAAAUUGGGGUUUUUUAUGCUCUGGGCAAUAUAAUGCCGCGUGUAGUGAGGUGAAGAACCUCCUAAGCUAUGUGCAAAUCAAAGAAGAAGCUUACCGGAGCAGCGGUCCAGCCUUCGCCGAAGAAGAAGACUCCUUCGAUCUCUCGGAACUCUUCCUCGCCGGCGCCGCCCGCCGGAAAGCCGCCGCCGUUCGAUCCCUCCUUGUCGACGAGUGGCCAAAUCAUAAGCUCCACCGCUUCGACCUCGAGCUUUUACAUAAACUACAACAAGGAUUCACAGUCGUGGAGAUCUUCGCGAUCGAGCAAGAGAGAUUCCCUCUCCAGUCUCCGGGAGGCUCUCCCGGAGCAGACUCUCAUCUAUGAUUUCGCCGAAAUUCGCUCCGCUACGGAUAACUUCUUACAGACGCCUUUAUCCUCUUCCUCCACAUCCACCACGUGGCGCUGCGUGGUCCGCGGCCAGAAUGUCGUCAUUAUCCAGCGGAAAUUCCGCCGCCCGAUUGAAACGCCGGAGCUCAUCGAGCGAGUGGCGAUGAUAUGCAGAAGCCAUCACUCCAGCUUAAUUCCGCUCAAAGGAGUCACGAUUUCCGGGAAUUAUAUUUAUUUAGUCUACGAGUAUAUCCACGGAGCUAAUCUUCAUAACGUUCUCAGAAACCCCCGAAACCCUAAUUUCACGGUGCUCUCGAAUUGGAUGCAGAGACUUCAGAUUGUUUCCGAUAUUGCUUCCGGACUCGAUUAUAUCCACAAUUCUACCGGUCUAGGUUUCGACUUCAUCCACAACCACAUCAAGAGCUCGAGCAUUAUUGUCACGGAGCCUUCCUUGAGCGCCAGAAUCUGCCACUUCGGCGCGGCGGAGCUUUGCGGUGAGAUCGCGAAGAGGAGCGUGGAAUCCGAACUCGAAAUUGAGCCGAAUAGCGUGAGCUUGAAGCGAUCGAACAGCAAAGCGAUGAAGUUCGAAGGUACGAGAGGGUAUAUGGCGCCGGAAUUUCAGUCCACGGGAGCCGUGUCGCAGAAAUCCGACGUGUACGCCUUCGGCGUUGUGGUGCUGGAGCUUUUGUCGGGGUCGGAGGCGUUGAAGUACAUUGUUGAUGAGGAGACGGGAGGCUACGUGAGAAUCUCGGUGAUCGAGACGGCGAGAGCGGCGGUGGACGACGGCGGGGUGAGAGGGUGGGUGGAUCGGCGGCUGAGGGAUUCGUAUCCGGUGGAUGUGGCGGAGAAAUUGGUGCGAUUGGCGCUGGAAUGCUUGGAUGAUGACCCGAAUGUCAGGCCGGAUAUGGGUCAUGUUGCGGUUCGGGUCUCUCAGAUGUAUUUGGAUUCCCAGACUUGGGCCGACAAGAUUGGGCUUCUCACUGACUUCACCGUUUCCCUUGGACCUCGGUGACUAUAUUUUUUCCCAAUUUGACUGUAUUCUUUCCAGUAAAUAGUUAAUAAAAACUGCAAUACCAUUUCCAGUUGUAAAUAAAGCAAUAAAUAUUAAGAAAGCCUCUCUUCACUUUGCAAAAA
This is a messenger RNA of Ipomoea triloba (trilobed morning glory), 1840 nucleotides long. RefSeq names its product lysM domain receptor-like kinase 3. Bases 411 to 1718 code for a protein of 435 amino acids. Gene Ontology annotation, biological process: protein phosphorylation. Gene Ontology annotation, molecular function: protein kinase activity; ATP binding. The record is from RefSeq and is a predicted model, not a curated record. The transcript has a single exon. Lineage: Eukaryota; Viridiplantae; Streptophyta; Magnoliopsida; Solanales; Convolvulaceae.